AUGCUGAUGAACCACACAAACCAAACAGAGGAUGACCUUUUCUCCUGCUACAGUCCGUCAGUCGUAGGUUACCGGUACUUUGCUGUGCUGUGGGGAUGUGCUGUGACCAUCACUGGUACGGUGGGAAACCUGAUGACCAUUCUAGCCUUCGCCUUAGACCCACGUCUGAGGACUCACUUCAACGUGCUCAUCGUCAACCUGGCUGUAGCUGACCUCCUAUACUGCGCCGUACUGCAGCCCAUCUCAGUUGAUUCCUAUCUACACCUCAGAUGGCGCAGCGGGGAGCUCUGGUGCAGCACCUUUGGCUUGCUCCUCUUCCUCUCCAACUCUGUCUCCAUUAUCACACUCUGCCUUGUAGCGGUGAGCCGAUAUCUCUUGGUUGCAAACGUGUUUGACCGUGUCUUCUCUGACCGUGGUCUUACUCUCCUCCUCAUCUCAGCAUGGGCGCUGGGCCUGACCAGCUUUGGCCCAUUGUGGCCUGUUUUUGUAUUUGUACCGCAGGUGUGCACAUGCAGCUUCCACCGGACCAGGGGUCGCCCCUAUUCCACCAUCUUGCUCUUCUUCUACUUCUUUGUAGGCCUUGGCUUCGUUGGUGCAUUCUAUCUCCUCAUCUACAGACGUGUCCUCAUUGCCUCACAGGCUCUACUCCGCUACAGGCUCAGCCGACGAUCAUCCCAGAAGAAACCAGCUUUUUCUGUACAAAUGACCAAUGACAGUGGUGUAGAGAGUAGCAUGGCCAACACGUGUAGCUGUGAGAUGAGCAGCCAUGAGGAUCGAGCCCAAAAUAAGGAUGCGAUCACCUGUGAUAAAUCUCCCCAAAAAACCCAGGGUUCUACCGAGGCCAGAUAUCCAUCUGCAACCAACAAGCCUUCCCCUGAUAUUGCCCCUACACCACCUUCAACCACACCUGUUCCCACCACUGCAGCGUCUACAUCCCACUCAGCAACCUCAGGAGAUGAUGCUGAAAUUAAGCAUGUGACGCGCAUGUGUUUUACUGUUUUCCUGUGUUUUGUGUUCUGCUUUGUCCCCUUCCUGUUGCUCAACAUAGCCGAUAAACAUAAUCGCGCCCCACGGGUACUGCACAUGUUCUGUGCAAACCUUACCUGGCUCAACAGCUGUAUCAAUCCCGUGCUCUAUGCUGUCAUGAAUCGACAGUUUAGACAGGCCUACCAUGUGCUGCUCACCAGGGCUGCUGCACCCUUCACCUGCCUCUGGACCUGGUGUUCAGCUCUGAGGUCCUAGACUCCUGAAACUUUAUACUUGUCUAAUGUUUAUGCUGAUAUAAAUCCUGUAUGA
Molecule: messenger RNA, 1296 nt
Organism: Scomber scombrus (Atlantic mackerel)
Lineage: Eukaryota; Metazoa; Chordata; Actinopteri; Scombriformes; Scombridae
Gene: gpr84
Product: G protein-coupled receptor 84
Biological process (GO): neuropeptide signaling pathway
Cellular component (GO): membrane
Molecular function (GO): urotensin II receptor activity
Source: RefSeq, a predicted model, not a curated record